Molecule: messenger RNA, 622 nt
Organism: Acaulospora colombiana
Lineage: Eukaryota; Fungi; Glomeromycota; Glomeromycetes; Diversisporales; Acaulosporaceae
Source: the annotation of a GenBank genome assembly
GUGAAGGUCAAGGCCAGACCGAGAAUUCCAAUUCAGGUUGAAUUCUGUCAUAUUCUGCUACGGGCAUCACCGCAGAUGCAUUCAGAACAGUAUCGCCUGACGUGCGAUAGGAGCGGAGACAAGGUUCAGAAACCUACCAAUACGGCGUUGGGUAUUGUCGCCCAGAUUAUGAUAGCGGCUGGCGUUGCCCUCCUGUUUGUUGUGAAUCUUCAAAUGUCUCGUCGGUUUUACGGACAACUGCAUCCCCACCACGCGGUCCCAGUGCAACGUUUCAUCACCGGAUGUAUCAUAGCUGUCGUCCCUGUUCUUGCUGCUGUUAUCACAACUGUAGUUCAAUCCUAUACUACCAAAAACGCCCACGUCCUCUCUGUUGGGCGCACGAUCCGACUCGUCGUAUCCUGCAUCUUUACCAUACUUCCCUUUAUCCCUAUUGUCAUCGUCUCCCUCGUUCUCAUACUCAAGGCCACAUCUCCCGGCGGUUUAUCUGCUCCACAGAUCCUCUCUGAGGAUCUUGAAUUGGCUGCACAGAGUACGGCAGAGCAAAGUGCCCGUCCAUCGUCAGAGCGACCGGUGACAGGAGAUAAUGCUACAGCUGUUGGAAACGAUAGCGCCUCUGCUCUUG